AUGUGGAACCGAGCACGGGUGAAGACUAGCAGCCUCCAGGCGCUGGCCCAGCUGAGUCGCCUGUCCCGCAGGUACAAGAUCGAGAAGGUGCAGCGACUCUCCGCCAACUUCGAGCGCGCGUGUUGGCGUUCGGUGCGGACCGCCGAGGAACGCGCCUACCACCAGAAGUACGCGUUCCUACGCCAUUGCGUGGACACGAUCAACUUCCGCAAGGCCGACGACAGGUCGCGCCGCGUGCCGUUGCCCAACACGGCGGCUGCCUUGGCGAGCCAGUUCACAGGCAGCAACGGUCCGCAGCUGCAGAAGCGCGUGCAGAGCCACAUCGACGAGCUCACGGCCGGGCUGCCCAGCUGCCUGUCGGAGGCCGACGCCUCGCUCGUCACGGCUGACGGCUCCCACGCAGCGCAGAUUGUGGCCCGAUGCCGCGCACAUGGAAUGACGACGCCGGAAUGUGAGCGCGCGGUGUGCGCGCUGUCGGAGAUCGCCAGGCUGCGCACGUUGCAUGCCCGGCUGGCCACAUAUACGACACACAGUGAGGGCGUUGAAGACAGGUGUUACACUAAGCGUGAGUUGGAGCUCGUGGUUUCCGGCGAGUCUGGCUGCCAGUAG
This is a messenger RNA of Babesia bigemina, 609 nucleotides long. RefSeq lists its product as hypothetical. The coding region runs from base 1 to 609 and encodes 202 amino acids. The transcript has a single exon. The record is from RefSeq and is a predicted model, not a curated record. Lineage: Eukaryota; Apicomplexa; Aconoidasida; Piroplasmida; Babesiidae.